CGCGAGUCGCGACCAAUAUCUAUGCAGCGCACCCCGGGUAUUGUACUCGAAUUCGGGGCUCACGGUGUACUAGGAAAGGUCACAUUCGUGGACGCGGGGGUGUCCAUGCCCAUGGGCCAGUAUCUGAAGAAAACAUCCAUGUUCGGGGGAUCGCUAUCGCGGAAGUUCCGGGUGUCCGAUGGACAAGAAUACAGGUGGAUGUACAGAAGCAGCAGCGAACACGAGUGGUGUGUGCUGGACUGCAAUGAGCGCAUCGUCGCGCAUUACGAUCUGAGGCCGCCAGACAAGCCCGUUUUUAGCAUGUCCGGGAACAUCCUCACGAUAUAUGAAGCAUACGUUGGCCUCGCUGUCG
Messenger RNA from Laetiporus sulphureus 93-53, 352 nucleotides. RefSeq lists its product as uncharacterized. The annotation marks the transcript as partial. Lineage: Eukaryota; Fungi; Basidiomycota; Agaricomycetes; Polyporales; Laetiporaceae. The transcript has 3 exons. The record is from RefSeq and is a predicted model, not a curated record.